AUGCCACUCUUUGGACAGCGACCGCCUGCAACCCAAUCCGACUCGUCGUCGAGCAUCUUCUCCUUUAGGAGCAACAAGAGUACCAUCAACAAGGCGCAUCCAUCAACGAAUCAAAACGCUGGCGGCACAAUUGGUCAGCUUUGUGUUGUCUGCAUGGUCUCGACGGCCAGGCCAGACAGUGUAUUCUGCGGGACGACGUGUAUGACCCGCGCUCAAUCGUUUGGUCCGCACUUGGCUGCUCUCCAGCCUACACACCCCCUGUAUCACACCAAACUCUUUGGCAAGGGCUGGAGUCAUGAUACACCAAUACCGGUGAUCGAAAAGAUUUAUGCGGUCGUGGCUCCAGAGAACAGACACAACUUUUACCGCACCUACAGGAAUUAUAUCGAGUCGAAGCGCAAAUUAAAGUCCAAAAGUGUUAAACCUGGAAACGAGCAAUGGCGCUGGCAUGGAACAUAUUGUGGGUGCUCCAUCACUACGUACGAAUCCAGAGGUGCAAUCUGCCUCGCGCCAACCUGCUCUCUCUGUGGCAUCAUUCGUAACUCGUAUGAUAUAGCCUGGUCCGGGCGGAAGUGGGGAAGAUAUGGGAGAGGUAUUUACACGACUUGUACAUCCUCAAAGGCCGCCGACUACUCGCGCACUACGCCCUCGAACCCACUAAAAGCAGUCAUCCUCAACGACGUCGUGGUUGGCAAAGGGGCCGAAAUUGCAGGCGAUAUGCCAAACAUGACCGAGCCACCAUCAGGAUACGACUCUGUGCUUGCUAUCCCAUCCAAGCGUCUCCAUCGUGGUGGCGCCCCUCGUGGACUCAACUACGACGAGACUGUCGUGUACAACAACUCUGCGAUCGACCAAUGUUCAUCAUCCUCUAUCUUCCACUCCCUGCAUAGUUUCCCCAUCUCACCCGCGGUCAACGGACGUCCAAACCUUCCGACACGAGCAAUGCUAUUUAUCCUCAUAAACCCUCGCAGAACCCAAAUGUCUGACAGACGUUUGCGGGAGACUGGUCACGAGCCACAUGCUCACGCAUAUAUCCUAUGUCCACAAAUCGCCCAAGGGUUCCAACUUCAGUACAAUGGAAAGAUAGUUUUGGGCAGAAUCAGAGAGCCGAUGGUCUGGGAAAGCACGAGCACGCAGAGCACACGUUUGACCUCUACGAAGACGGUGAUCACUCUUGCCUCUUUAGAGGGUGGCAACGCAUGCUCUGCUAAACGAAGAUAG
Serendipita indica DSM 11827 is the source of this 1221-nucleotide messenger RNA. NCBI's taxonomy places the organism in Eukaryota, Fungi, Basidiomycota, Agaricomycetes, Sebacinales, Serendipitaceae. The record is from the annotation of a GenBank genome assembly.